UAUAAUGGCUUGUAGCUCAUAACACAGCUUACCACGGUGGCAGAGGAAACUAUUACAUCCGAUUUAUGCAGUUUUCCAAGAAGACAAGGGUGGAGUUUCAGAGUUCUUGUAGGUAACUAUAUAAGUAGCUGAUCUUUCUCCUUUCACAAUAUCUGGACGUCCCAUGGCUUCAAGCUCAGCCAUCUCUUGGGCGGUGAGUUUCACAGACAACGCUCCAAUGUUCUGAUUAAGGUUUUUUUAUCUUGGAGGUUCCUGGAAUGGGACAGACAUCAUCUCCUUGGUGGUGAACCCAUGCGAGUGCUAGCUGUGCAGAAGUGCACUUCUUCUUUUCCGCCAUUGCAUUUACUUAGAUGAGUACUUAGAUCUAUUAUUUUCGGUUGGACAAUUAUAACUUGCAUCAUAUCUCAAUCUUACUUUCUUUCAAGUAAUAAUUCCCAAAAACAACUUGAGAUUUUCUCAACUUGCAUCAUAUCUCAAUCUUACUGGUUUGGUUUCAUCAUAGUAGUGAUCUUGUGGUGGGGUUUGAGGGUUGUGGAGACUGCAUUUGAGAGCUUAGUAUCUCAAUUUGAAAUGAAGAUAGAAUCAAUAGCCAGUUUCAAGCACAUACUAAAGAGAACAGAACAUUAUUAGAGACUCUUGCAGAAAAAAUAAAGUAAUUAAGAAGCUUAAAGAAGAGUUAAACCGAUCAAAAGAAAAAUUAGAACAUUUUGUGCACAAGUCUCUAAAAAAUAAACUAUUCUAAAGUUUAUAAAAAUAGCUAUUAAUGAUAAAAUUCCUAAAAUAGCAUUUAAUUUAAAAAUAUUACUCUAACUCUUAAACUUUAGUUUUACUUGGAUCCCUUACAUACUAAACAUUAAUCACUAAACUCAAACUCAAUCAUUUAAAAAUUAAUGUUAUUUAAAAAUAUGUAAUACUGCUAAAGAUAUUUUUCAUAUUUUAAUUAUAACAAACCAACCUUGUGCAGUUAACUCAAGCUGUAUCUCACUUUAAUAUGAUAUUUUUUUCCUUGUUGGUUAGAUAUUUUAUUUAUUUAUUUCAAAUUUGGAUGGUUUUGAGAAUAAUUUAUACGGUUUGGUUUCAGAUUGGAUUCCGGUUUUAUCAAACCGAGAUACCCUAGUAGUAUAAAUAAUUUUUUUGUCGUUUCCCGUUUGAGAAAAAAAAAAAAAACAUAAAACAGUACGUAAUAAAGGUGCGAAAUGUAUUUGAAAACUAAAAAGAGAAAGAGAUCUGUGUUGUGUCUUUUUUCAAAAUUUGAAACUCCGCCCUUCCUUUCCUCACGCGCCACCUUCUCCCUCCUCUUUACAAAUAGUCUCUCAUCUCUCUCUCUCUCUCUCCCUCUCCAAAAACAGAUCCAGAUUUCUCCCGUUGCGUGUUGAAAGAUUCUCAAUUCUUUCUUCCACACAACACUAAAUGCGACGCAGCAGAUUCAGAUUCUCAUACCCCAACAUGGACUCUCUCCCCGACGCCAUCCUUCAAUACAUUCUCUCCAACCUCACCGAAGCCAAGGACGUGGCUUCCUGCAACUGCGUCUCCAAGCGAUGGAAAGAGUCCACAGACUCCGUCAAGAGCAUCAAGUUCCCAAGAAACUCGUUCGAAAACAUCUCCGACGUUACUGCUUCCGACGCCAUUGUUCUCAAGAUGAUCUCUUCUUUCCACCGUCUCGAGGAGCUUGUCCUCUACAGCCCCUUCACCAGCAAAGGCCUAGCGUCUUGGCUGACCCACGUGUGCCAGUCUCUCAGGCUGUUGGAGCUGAGAAUGGAUAAUCUCGCUAGCGAGGAGGCUAUCGUAGAGGGACCCUUGAAGCUUGAUUGUAUUGGCGUGGUUAAGGGUUUGGAGACUUUGAAGCUUUGGGGUGUUUUGAUGAUGAGUCCUCCUAAGUGGGAUUUGUUCCCUAACCUUCGUUGUCUUGAGAUUGUGGGAGCUAGAAUGGAUGAUAAUGCGUUGGGUAGUGCCUUGCGUGCUUGCCCGAAUCUGAGUAGCUUGCUUCUACUAGCGUGUGAAGGAGUUAAAUCUAUAUCGAUCAGCCUGCCGUAUUUGGAGCAUUGUAAGCUGGAUUUUUACGGACAAGGGAACUCGUUGCUUUCCCUCACAGCUCCGAGGAUAGUGUCUCUUGAUGUACAGGGAUGUAGCUGGAUCAGUGUCCCUGAAACCAGUUUCUUAAAGAACCUAUCUAUCGCCAAUGUUUCUGGGAGAGUUUACAUGGUACAAUUCCGAAACCUUUCAUCCCUUGAGGCCUUGUCAGUUCGAGGCGUGCAAUGGUGUUGGGAUGCACUAACCACGAUUCUGGAGCAAGCGAGAGACGUGAAGCAUCUCUUUAUGAAGGUUGAAUUCACAGGCAACGAGGCUCUUCAACCCUUCCCUGAGAUUGAUUUUGUUGAGUUCUUCAAGAACCAUCCCAAGCUUCAGAAGUUCGAUAUCCACGGAGCAAUGUUCGCUGCACUUUGCCAGAAAAACAGCCUAAAGAAGCUUGAGACAGGCUUUGCAAUACAGUGUUUGGAGGAAGUUGUAAUCACAGUGAGAUCUCCAUUGAACGCAGAACAGAAGAUGAACACACUUGAAUCACUUGUGCGAUAUGCAAAAGGUUUGAAACGAAUGGUGAUAAGGGUUCUUAGGAUGAAGAGCAACCACAGCAGUGCAGAUGAUUUCUGCGAUGAUAUCUGCAAGUUCCACCACAUGAAUAAACAUCUUGUUCACAUUGAAUGAAAUAUUCUUCUGGCUGAUAAUUAAUUCAUUUUCGGCCAUUGAUUUCUGUUUUUCUCAUUCUGUUAGCUGAGCAUUUCUAGUUUUGAACUCUUGAGUAACUUUUUGUUUCUCUGAUUCAUUGUUGUGACUUGUGAACUUGUGACUCUGAUUCCGACAAAGGUUCGGUACUUUUACUUGUUGUUUGUCUUUAAAUACAAAUCCUUAUGGACUCGUUUCUUUUAGUUUUAUUUUAAGUUGUUUU
This is a messenger RNA of Brassica rapa (field mustard), 2944 nucleotides long. Its product is annotated as F-box protein At1g10780. NCBI's taxonomy places the organism in Eukaryota, Viridiplantae, Streptophyta, Magnoliopsida, Brassicales, Brassicaceae. The record is from RefSeq and is a predicted model, not a curated record. Gene Ontology annotation, molecular function: protein binding.